UCCGGGUUGGCAGUGAAUGGGGGAAGUACGGGUGCUGCAGAAUUUGUGGGCUGUCAAUGGGAUUUGCAAGCACAUCCGGAAAGAUACUAGGAGCUCUGUGGGCCUGUGUGUGAAUUCUUGGUGGCCGCGGGACAAUACUUGUGCUCGCCAUCACAUCGGCUUGUACUGGACUUAUGGGACUUGCACACGUCACCAAGUCAUACUGCAGGGCUGAUAUGUGAAAGACCAGGAUGUACUAGACGCUGGUGCUCGCCAGUUCACCAAAAGGUAGCGCAUAUAGGCACUAGUACUGGCACUCUGCUGCAUAUGAGAGUCCUCA
This is a messenger RNA of Staurois parvus, 319 nucleotides long. NCBI's taxonomy places the organism in Eukaryota, Metazoa, Chordata, Amphibia, Anura, Ranidae. The record is from the annotation of a GenBank genome assembly.